AUGUCUUUGGAAGAGCUCAAACAACAACGAGCUAAUAUUAAGAAAAAUAUUUCUCGCAUAAAAAACAUUGUCGAGGCCAGUCUACGGCCAGGUGCUAAAAUACUUUCAGUAGCCGAAUACAGAUGCCGACUUGGUAUUCUGGAAUCUUAUUUCAAAAAUGUGUUGUCUACACAGACUGAAAUUGAAAGGAUAGAUCCUGAGGAAUGCGGUCGCAUGGAUCUUGAAGAGCUGUAUAUAACCACAAAGUUAAUUAUUCAGUCUCAAGUUACUGAGGAUUCCAACACCACACUCUCAGACACCACUUGCGUAAUGCAGGCAGGAUCGAAGCUGCCCAAACUCAAACUUCCUACAUUCACCGGCAAGUACUCUGAAUAUCAAAACUUCAUAACUUCCUUUCAGCAAAUUAUUGAUCGAGAAUAUAGCUUAUCUAACAUAGAGAAAUUUAAUCAUCUACGCAAUUGUCUCAAUGGACCGGCAUUAGAAACUAUUGACGCCUUUCAAGUUUCCAAUGAAAACUAUUUGAAGGCAUUGGAAAGACUCAAAACUCGAUAUGACAACCCAACUCUCAUACUUUUAGAAAAUAUUUCCUCUUUAUUUGAGCUUUCGCCUAUUUCGAAGCCUAAAGGCGGUCAGUUGACAAGUUUAAUUGAUAAGACAUCUGCCAUUUACGGCUCGUUAUUGUCAUUGGGAACUGAAAGCCAAAUUUCACAAGCUAUGCUUAUUUAUUUAGUUUUACAGAAGGCAGAUGAAGAAACCAAUCGCAAAUGGUAG
This is a messenger RNA of Bactrocera tryoni, 771 nucleotides long. RefSeq lists its product as uncharacterized. The record is from RefSeq and is a predicted model, not a curated record. The transcript has a single exon. NCBI's taxonomy places the organism in Eukaryota, Metazoa, Arthropoda, Insecta, Diptera, Tephritidae. Bases 1 to 771 code for a protein of 256 amino acids.